Medicago truncatula (barrel medic) is the source of this 1116-nucleotide messenger RNA. Its product is annotated as dof zinc finger protein DOF5.6. Lineage: Eukaryota; Viridiplantae; Streptophyta; Magnoliopsida; Fabales; Fabaceae. The transcript has a single exon. Gene Ontology annotation, molecular function: DNA-binding transcription factor activity; DNA binding. Gene Ontology annotation, biological process: regulation of DNA-templated transcription. Bases 7 to 1017 code for a protein of 336 amino acids. The record is from RefSeq and is a predicted model, not a curated record.
UGAGAGAUGGAGCAAGAAAGUGGAGAUGGUGGAAGAAGAGGUGAGAUGAGUAAGCUUGUUCAAGCUCAUCCUCAACCUCAGAAGUGUCCUAGGUGUGAUUCAUUCAACACCAAGUUCUGCUAUUACAACAACUAUAGCCUAUCUCAGCCUCGUUUCUUCUGCAAAACAUGCAGAAGGUACUGGACUCAAGGUGGAACAUUGAGAAAUGUUCCUAUUGGUGGUGGUUGUCGUAAGGGAAAGAAAUCCAAAACUCCAUCAUCCUCAACACCAUCAAGUAAUUCUUCUCUGUCUCAGCCAACACUGCCACAAUCAACCGAUCAGUUGACCAUGGCUGCUAUGGCUAAAAACUCUUCUUCUGUUUUUGCUUCAUUUUCCUCUGCUGCUUCUUUUUAUCAAGGAGGUGUUGUUGGUUACAUGUCGCCUUUUGCUGCAUUUAAUCAUUCUUUAAAUUCAAAUCCAUCAGCACACUCUGCAUCACACACUUUUGAACAGUCUCAGAAUCUUGGUGUUGGAGUUGGUCUUGGUCUUGGUUCUUCUUCAAAUUUGAGCCUUUUACAAGGUUUCAAUGUUGCUGCUGCUGCUCUUGUAAGCUCAUCACAAGGACAAAAUCGUCCACCUCCGCAACAAUUCUUUCAACUAGGUGGUAAUGGAUCAGGACCAAUGUUUACCUCUCAACCACGAGGUUUGAAUUUGAUUCCUCCAUCUACCAUGGUUAAUGCUACUACUUCUGUUGCUACUGUUUCUACUGCUUAUAAUGAAAAUUGGCCUCAAAGCUUCAUCAAUAGUGGUAACAACAGAGCCUCUGAUCAAUCUUUAUGGAGUACUAUCAGCACCACUUCAAUUAAUGGUGUUGGUGCUGGUGCUGGUGGUAGCCGUGGUGAUGUUGGUGUUGGUGGUAGCCGUGGUGCUGGUGCUGGUGCUGGUGGUAAUGGUAGUGUUGGUGCUGGGGCUAGUGGAUCUGCUUCUUUGGCUCUAAAUCAAUGGCAUGAUCUGUCAGAGUUCAAUCCUCCUCAGUGAUCUUAUUCAUGUUGUUGCUGCACCUAGAAAAUCCAAAGAUAGAAAGCAUAGCUCUGAGAAAUUAAUCUAUCUUGUUUCGUUUUUUUGAAUAAAAGGUCU